This is a messenger RNA of Cuscuta epithymum, 809 nucleotides long. The record is from the annotation of a GenBank genome assembly. NCBI's taxonomy places the organism in Eukaryota, Viridiplantae, Streptophyta, Magnoliopsida, Solanales, Convolvulaceae.
CUUUCUUCUCUCCUCCUCACACCCCAUAUCUCUUCUCCUCUUCACCGCACCCCUCGUCCUCACAUAGUUGCCCCCCUUCUGAUCUAUGUUCCUCUCUAGUUUAAUGGAUGCUAAAGCCACCUCUACUCAACUGGGAGAUGCAGUGGAGGUGAAGUCGCCACUUGAGUACUCCGACCACCGCCAAUCUGAACCACAUCUUUCAGAUCCGAAAAGUUUGAAGUCCAUUCGAGUUUCGGAUCUGGAAAAAAAGCCUUGGGUAAACCCAGUAAUCGUUCGGUUCGGUGAUUGUUCCACUGAAACAGAUCCUUAUUGGCGGUUGAGGAAAAAGCACGGCUCCAACCUGGUCAGUGACACGUUCGAAGGGCUGGAUGGCUUGGAGGACUCAGGGGAUGAGGCAACCUCCAGAUAUUUUGAGGGUGAGGAGUCAUAUGGGGUUGGUGAUUCCGCUGACGAACUGUUUGCAGACACUCCUCCUUAUACUCCAAAGGGUUAAUUAUACGGGUACGUGGGGAACUCCCAGCUCCAUGUCAUCUUGCUCAGCUUCGGUGUGUGGCGCAAAGGGAGGCAUAUCUGCUAAAGGAGUUGCAGCAGAGGCAGAUUCGGGAGCCAUAUCAGGAAGCUCAGAGACAGAAGAGGAAAACUGAGCUGUCCCAGAUUCCAUUUUUUGUUGGGGAGUAAAGCAUGUGUACUUGGGGGAGUAAAUGAGGGGUAUAUAUAGGGUAGAAGUAAUUUUGGGGGGAAAGGUUUCUAUUUUUAGCUUUUGGAGGGAAUCUGAAUAAUUAAACAGUUUGAAGAUGUAGUGUUUUUUA